AACAUGAAUAUGUAAAGCUAGAAACUUUAAUUUCAGACUUUUCGACGUCGGGGGUCAAAGAUCGGAACGUAAGAAAUGGAUUCAUUGCUUUGAGGAUGUGACUGCUAUUAUCUUCUGUGUGGCAAUGAGUGAAUAUGAUCAAGUGUUGCACGAGGACGAGACUACCAAUCGAAUGCAGGAAAGUCUAAAGCUGUUUGACUCCAUAUGUAACAACAAGUGGUUUACAGACACAGCCAUUAUUCUCUUUCUCAACAAAAAAGACCUUUUCGAGGAAAAGAUCAAGAAAUCUUCUUUAACAGUUUGUUUUCCCGAAUACACAGGUGCCCAAGAGUACGGCGAAGCAGCAGCCUACAUCCAAGCUCAGUUCGAAGCCAAGAACAAAUCAACCAACAAAGAAAUCUAUUGUCACAUGACCUGCGCAACAGAUACCACCAAUAUCCAGUUCGUGUUUGAUGCGGUCACUGACGUCAUAAUCGCCAACAACCUGCGAGGAUGUGGGCUCUACUAGAUCAUGAAGGAGGAGAAGGUGUAAUGGAAAAGCAUAGAAAUGAAAAAAAAAAAAAAUACCGAAUGAAAAACAGACAGCCUGCUGCUGACGCAUUACUGUCUGCUGAAGGCUGUCCGUUUUUAAUUCUACGCAGUGAAGAAGUUUGUUCCGUUUUCCCGCCAAAAGUCGUCAACGCUAUUCAUGUUUUGAAUGUUGUGUUGUCUUGUUCUAGUCAUGCAGUACAGAGGAAACGUUAUUAUUAUCAUUCCACGCUAUAAAGCACGUUAAGUCACAUAAGCAUGCGUAUUAUUUUUGCUGUCACAUUGUCUUGUGCUGUUUUAUUUAUUUUUUAUCGAGUUUAAAAAUAGCAUUUGGAUGUGCGAGAAAGUAGACACGUGAUUAACAGCUCGUGGCCAUUUUGAAAAGAGUUCUUUCAUGGAUAAAGGAAACAAAAGGGUUCCACUUCAGACUUAGAGCCCCAAGUUUGAUGUGUGCCUUUUUGUUAGUCAGGUAUCUAAUGUGUUACUUAAUUGUUAAAAAAAAAAAACGUUACAUAGCAAAGUGUUAAAUGUUUUCUAAUUGUUGUUGUUGUAAAGUGGCAUUGUUGAGUUCCUCUCGAUUGAAGUAUAUCUGUAUAACGUUUUUGAUAAAUGGUUUAUUUUGUUCAAAAUCUCCUGGCAUGGAGUUUAGGUACAUGUCGAGCACUCUGAAUGACAAGUUAUAAUUCUUAAUAAACUUGUGUUUAUUUACUUUAAUAAAGCACUCAUGUUCUGGUGCUCAGAAAACAGUAUUAAUUAUGAAGAUUAGGCUACCCUAAGCAGGAUUGUCACACGCAUAAAGACUAUUUGUUCAAAAAUUAUGUGUGUCAGUGUAACCUUUAGGUACAGCAGAGUGCUAGAGAUCUAUUCUUCGAAUAAUGACUAAAACUCAAACAUCAACAGGUUAUAAAUGGAACUUGAGGCAAGUCAAAUUCCUACUCUGGCAUUUUUCUCAGAUCAGGCCCGUCUUGAUGAGCGGAGAUCUAUGUCCCAAGAUCCUUCAAUGACCAUGUUGUUACUGGUAACAUACAGACUUUCAUCACUCGACAAGUUACUUUUGGAUGAUAAGCACAAUCCGUGAGGAUGAAUAUCUCAAACACUGUCUUCAAGUGCACAGACAUUGGAAAACGAGCACUCCCAAAAAUGGCUUUGACGUAGCAGCAAAGUCCAAGUGCCGAUUGUUCUGACAGUCUCGCCAAUCCCAAAAGACCAAGUUGUGCACCGAGAAGUGAAAUGUUUUAUUGACUUUAACGAAAAUCCCGACUUUGAUCUAAGAGUGAAGGAAGGACAGAAAUUGUUUCGUGUCAACGUUUCGAUCCUCUGAUUUUAAGGAAGCCAAAUUACACUAUACAUAUAUAGACAGAAGACCAAAGACGAAACUCACGUUUCGAAAAGUCUUAAGCACAUCCAGUGGGAAGCCCAAAAUCGCAAAAAGAAUGUUUUACCACAGAUUACGUGUUGGCCAUCAACUUUGGGCAUAUGAUUAUUGUACCCCAAGACAAGAAGGUUGUAGUAAACUUUGUUGUUUCUAUUAUAAUCACGAAUCACUUUUAGCUCUUUCCAUUUAGAGCUUUUAAUUUACAUCUUGGUAUUCUUUGUUAUGGAAGUAAAAGUUGUAAGAUGAGACGUUUGAUGUUCUAACAUUCUCUAUUUGUCUGUGUAUUUCAGCCCAAGACUUAAUAUGUGUUGUCAAAUAAAAGUUUCUAAACAUUG
Messenger RNA from Limulus polyphemus (Atlantic horseshoe crab), 2238 nucleotides. RefSeq names its product guanine nucleotide-binding protein G(o) subunit alpha-like. The transcript has 3 exons. Gene Ontology annotation, biological process: adenylate cyclase-modulating G protein-coupled receptor signaling pathway. Lineage: Eukaryota; Metazoa; Arthropoda; Merostomata; Xiphosura; Limulidae. Gene Ontology annotation, cellular component: heterotrimeric G-protein complex. Bases 125 to 508 code for a protein of 127 amino acids. The record is from RefSeq and is a predicted model, not a curated record. Gene Ontology annotation, molecular function: G-protein beta/gamma-subunit complex binding; G protein-coupled receptor binding; GTP binding.